Molecule: messenger RNA, 2985 nt
Organism: Phaeodactylum tricornutum CCAP 1055/1
Lineage: Eukaryota; Bacillariophyta; Bacillariophyceae; Surirellales; Neidiaceae
Exons: 1
Coding region: 1-2985 (994 amino acids)
Source: RefSeq, a predicted model, not a curated record
AUGACGGAACACCGUCGUCGCCACCGUAACAAUUCCACGGUUGGCACUUCGGGAAUCGUGGCCGUCCGCGGGAAUUCCCGUAUCGCCCCGUCCGACGACACCGAAGAGCAUCGCCCGGAUCCGCACAAGGAUCAUCCCCACACCACAAGGACGUGCCGGACCUCUCCAGCGUUCCGGAGUCCGAAUGCCCGUCGACGAUCGUCAAUGUGUGCCAAACUGUGGUGCGUCGGGGCGUUGACGUGUGCGUUGGUCGGUACACGGAAUCAUACUUUCUUGUGGACGAUACCAACGUUAUCCACAACAACGUUGUGGUGGUCCACAACGAGCAGACUGGACGGUGCGUGUGGUGGACUCCGAUUCCAAAGCUUGGCCUGUCGACUCGUGACGGAAACAACGGACAGUGAGGCGGUACCGCUAGUGGUAUCGGCACCGUCACACGAAAAGGAAGUACCGGUACAAAAAGCCUUUCCCGUUGGGUGGGAAUCCAACGUGUCGUCCCUCUGGCAACGAGAUCCGCCUGACGAGUCACCGAACCUACCCAUCUUGUCUGCUGACCCUCACCAUCCCCAGGAACCCGUCCCCCCGUCUGCCCCAUUGAACCCUGUCCUGACAACUCUCGUCGACCCACAACACGUCGAUGUCGAUACGCAUCACCAUAAUCCCACACCCGUACCUCCCUUUCGUCCCAACCAGGCGUGGGCACAGUACAAAGCAUGGCACAGUAUCGACGCCAUGCACGCCGACGGAUCCUGGAACGCAACGUCCACUCGGCAAUACGCCGUUGUCCCCUACUGGUGUCCGGAACGGGCCGGCAAUAUCCUGCACAACGCCCUCAACAGUGUCCUCUGGGCGGUCCUGCACAACCGCACCAUUCUGUGGCGGUACGUUACCAACAACGCCCAGCAAGUGCGCAACGCCGAAGAUCUCUGUCAAUCCAUACUCCCGCGCGCGGAAUGGAUGCCGACCUGGGACGUAACCCAACCGCGACUCGGACUCCCCGAACCCGUACCCGUACCGAACAUGGUCGACACCUACGCACACGAUCGAGCCCACCCGGUGGUACUCUUUCCACAACUCCCGGAUAUUGAAAAGGAGCGACCAGACAUUCGACGGGUGGACUGGGCCGACCAUCCCUGGCGACGAGAGACUUACAACGACCCCGCCUACAUCGAACAAACUCUCCCCCCACCGCAACGAGCAAUCGCCAGCGAUCUGGUCGCCGAAGGAGUGCCCUUUCUCAUGGGUAUGCUCUUGCGUGAAAUAUUCCGGUUCCCCUUGGACGUGACCGAAUUCCGACCUAACGUCGACGACGAACAACAACAACAACAAGCCGUCUCGGUCGCCUUGCACAGUCGCCACAUUGUCGACGCCGACGACGGCUCGUACGUGGCAGCCGAAAAAACCUGUCUCGCACAAAUGCUACCCACACUACCACGUUCCAACGGUACCGACCCCAUUGCCACCCCGUGUCGCGUCUAUCUCAUGUCGGACCGACCCUUGACCUUGUCCUUGUUGAGUGAUUGGUUACGGGAGCGCGGCUGUACGCCCAUCGUGGCCGCGCACGACGACGCAUCACCCAACGCCAUUGUGGAAGAACACGGUCCCUAUUCCGGCAAGGGAUUUAUCGAGGAUUUGACCGUGGCCAGUUUGGCACGUACCGGGACGGUAGGCAACCGACACCGCUCCUCGUACAUGUUGUUGGAGGAGCUGGUGGCGUACGAUCGCGUACACGAAGCCUGGAUCCAAGCCGGGCGGCCCGCCUCGUGGUCCGACCCGGCCGCCCCCGGGAAACCCGGGCCGUUGCAGUUUUGCGCCUUGCCGCACCAGGGAGUCCAAGGUUACGAUUACGGACCGGGAACGCCAAAUUUUGUCCGUCCCAUGUAUCUGGAACCACUCAUACCGGACGCCACCGUGGAUACUUACGUGACGCAACACUCCGCGACGGCUCUGCACGCCGAAUCUUUGGAAACCCUCAAGACGCGACGGUACGCCGUCGCGCACUACUCGUGCCCCGUGGAAGCCGGAACGCGACUCCACCAUUUCAUGAACGCUGUGGUGUGGUCCAUCGCCAGUAAUCGCACGCUCCUUUGGAAGUACAACGACGACCGGAAUAGUGUCCGAGACUGCCAAAAAAUAUUGGGAAGACUGAGCUGGCUGCCGGCUUACAAUGAGUGGGCCCCCAAGCUGCAGUUGCCGCCGCCCGUGGACCUGCUUGUGGGAUCUACCGAAACGGCAACGAGCGUAAUACCAAAGUCCCCUACCAAUUUUUCGUGGGAGGAAGCGUCACAGUUGGAAGAUUUUUCGGUGGUAGUCUUUCCCAGUCUGACUGGGAGAAUUCCACGCGAUUGGGCACCGUACCGGACCUUGCUGGCAACCUCCACACAACAAAGCACCUUGGAUCGUCUCUACGAUCUCGGAGCCGAUGUUUUGUACGGAACAGUGUUGUACAAAUCCUUUCAGUACAGCCGAAUAGUGAGAAUGGCAGCCUUCAACAUUCCUAAAGACACCCCCGGGGCGGUCUCGAUCGCCUUGCACCGCAGACACCGGGUUGGUGAACCAGUCGACGAUGUCGCUACGAAAGAAGUUGCCUGUUUGGACCAAAUGAUACCACGCAACAGCAGUGACCUGGUCAGCUGUCGGGUAAUGGUGGCGUCCGACCAAACCGAAACUGCCCAGAACGUGCAAGCAUGGCUCUCCGUCCAUCGUCCCGGAUGCACGAUUGUUGUACCGCCCCUGCCUGAAGAUGGUAUGGCCGUAUCUCCAGCUCAGUAUUUUUUCCAAGCCAUGAAUGUGUUAGCCAGCCGAGUGACAUCCGGUUUCAUCGGUCAUGGCCAACAUCCGCUUUCGCAUUUGGUCCGGGAACAACUGGAGUACCGUAGACACCAUAACAUUUGGGCGGCUGGACGCGUACCACCGGUUUUUGGCGAAUUGCCCACGUGCGAUUUGGAUACAAUUGGCCGGACGGACCCGAUAACAACAGCCUAA